GAAAAUUGUAAACUUGUAUACUUAUAAAAUAGUUAGCAAAUAUUCUAUAUUUAUCAAAUGAGAAGACAAAAACAAAAAGUUCUUUUCAAUUUCUAGAUAUAUAAGUUAUAUUUAUCUACAAAAAUAUAAUAAAUAGAAUUGUUAAUUCGCGCAAAAAAAAAAAGAUAUUUUGAUAUGGUGUAAAAAAAACUGAAUAUUAUGGAAAACUUGGAAUUAGUCCAGGAUAGUGGAGGUUCCUGGAAAUGGAAUUGGACUGAAUUAUGUGGUUAUCAAGGAAGUAUAAGGCCAUUAAAUCCUGAAACUCAUAAUAUUGGAUUAUGCUUUCAACAAUUAUAUUUACAGAUUCCAGUUUUGGUGUUAAUUGCAAUAACAUCAGCUUAUUAUUGCGGUCGUCAAAGUUAUUCAAUUUCACGUGAAUAUUUUUCAACGAAAUCAAUAAAUUUUCGUCUUCUUUUAAUUUUUUGUUUGGGUAUUCUUCCAAUAAUAAAAGCCUAUAUUAUUCUUUCAAAUACAACACUAUCGGUGAAUCUCGAUUUGAAAACAGGAAAUAAUUUAUUUCAAAUUACAACAACGACUACAACAACACCAAUUCCAAUAUUUUCAAAUUGGAUGAAAAAAAUAGAAGGACAAUUAAAUGAUACUCAAAGUGUAAUAAAUUUAUUUUUAUUAUCGGAAAAACAUGGAAAUGUGUUAAAAAAAAAUGAAAAUAAAAUUUAUGAUGAAAAUUUAUUAAAAUUAGAUGAUAAAGCAACAUCGGCAAAACCAGUUGAUUAUUUAGUUGCUGGUACAGAAGGAUUGGCAUGGAUUGUACAUUUUUGUUUUACUUUAAGUUUGAGAAAAAGUAUUAUGACAAAUCCACGUGGUCCAAUAUUUAUGCGUGUUUUAAUUAUAUUAUUACUUGGAAUAUCGGCAUUAUUUUUAAAGAAUCAUAUUGAUCAAAUACCACAAGAUGAUGUUUUACCAAAUCUUUCAUUAGGAUUUAGUAUAACAAAUGUUGUUCUAUUGAUUCUUUAUAUUUUCACAUUGAUUCCUGAUCGUCGAGAAAAUUCACGAAGAAGAACAUCAAGAUUUGCCGAUACAGGAGAACGUACUUCAUUAAUUAAUAGUCCAGGUUCGUCAUAUAUUCGUUUUGUUGAGGAAAAUGAUCCAAGUUAUCUUGGAGUUGCAAUGGAAAGUGUUCCAUUUACUUCAAAACUUCUUUUUCAUUGGGUUACACCAUUAAUGUCAAAAGGUGUGAAAGGACUUUUAAAUCAAUCGGAUGAUCUUUAUGAUUUGCCGGAUAGCAUUUCAUCAACGACAAUCAGCAACGAUAUUGAUAAACGAUUAAAAGAAAUUCCGUUGAAUAAACAGGGAAAUUCACAAAGUGAAACAAAUGUUGAAUUUAUCAAAACGAGUAAAAUUUCUCUACUUCGUAUUUUACAUUCUAAUUUUGGUUUUCAAUUUUAUGCCAUUGGUUUAUUGAAAUUAAUCGCUGAUUGCGCGGGAUUUGCCGGUCCAAUUAUUUUAAAUAAACUUCUUGGUUUUAUUGAAAAUAAAAAUGAACCAAUACAACAUGGAUAUUUUUAUGCUUCGCUUAUGUUUCUUAUUACUUUAAUAGGAACUUUUUGCAAUGUACAUUUCAAUUUUUGGCUAUCGAUUAUAACAUUAAAAAUGCGAAGUGCAAUAAUUACUCUUGUUUAUCGAAAAACAUUACAUACAUCGGCUUCUGUUUUAAAUGAGAAUUUUUCCUCUGGUGAAAUUGUUAAUUUUAUGAGUUUAGACAGCGAUAGGAUAAUGAAUUUUUGUCCUUCUUUUCAUGCAUUAUGGAGUGUUCCAAUACAGUUGUCAGUAAUUUUUUAUUUUCUUCACAAUCAAAUUGGAAUUUCAUUCUUAGUAGGUGUUGCAGUUUCAAUUGUCAUGAUUCCAAUAAAUAAAUAUAUUGCAAAUAAAAUGGGUCGUUUGAGUACAAAAAUGAUGUCAUUUAAGGAUCAACGAGUAAGAAUUAUUGCCGAAACACUUAGAGGUAUUACGACAAUAAAAUUAAAUGUUUGGGAAGAUCAUUUUAUGCGAAACAUAAUGAAAUUACGAGAGAAGGAGGUAAAAUAUUUAUCGGGAAGAAAAUAUUUAGAUGCAUUGUGUGUUUAUUUUUGGGCGGCAACUCAAGUUUUUAUUUCUGUAUUUACUUUUAUAACUUAUGUUUUACUUGGCAAUGAAUUGGAUGCAAAAACAGUUUUUACCACAAUGGCAUUAAUGAAUAUGUUAAUUACUCCAUUAAAUAUGUAUCCAUGGGUUUUCAUUGGACUCACGGAAUCAUGGGUUUCCAUUAAGAGAAUUCAACGACUACUUGAUUUACCUGAGGCAGAUAUUGCGAGUUUUUAUUCGGAUCCACCAAUUGGAGUUGAUGUUAUGGUGAAAAAUACAACAUUCAGUACACGAAGUGAUUUAAAAAAUGAAAAUUCCCCAUCAACAUCGCGUGGCGAAGAAACUGAAAGACUCGUUAGAUUUGAAGAUGAGAAAAAGCAAAUUUUCAGUUUAUCUAAUUUAGAAUUCAUUGCUGAAAAGGGCCAAUUAAUAGGUAUAAUGGGACGUGUUGGUUGUGGAAAAUCUCUUCUAUUGGAUGGAAUUUUAGGUGAAAUUACAAAAGAAGAGGGAAUAGUGGCUGUAAAUAAUUUAGAAAAAGGUUUUGGAUUCGUUAAACAAAUUCCUUGGAUUCAACGUGGAACAAUUCGUGAAAAUAUUUUAUUUGGAAAACCAUAUGAUCACAACAAAUACAAAUCGAUAAUAAGAGCUUGUGCAUUGACUGAUGAUUUAAAUACAUUUCCAAAGAAGGAUUUAAGCGGUGUUGGUGAAGCGGGAAUGACAUUAAGUGGUGGACAAAAAACACGAAUAACUCUUGCACGUGCAAUUUAUGCCGAUAAAGAUAUUUAUUUAUUGGAUGAUAUUUUAGCGACAUUGGAUAUGCGUGUGGCUAAACAUAUUUUUAAUAAUGUCAUUCUUGGAUUAUUAAAAAAUAAAACGAGAAUAAUGUGCACGCAUCAGACACAAUAUUUGAUACAUGCUGAUACUGUUGUUGAGGUGUCAAAGGGAAAAAUUUUAAAACAAGGAAAACCAAGUGAAAUACUUGCCGAUUUAGAUGAAUUUUUAUUGUCAACUGAAUCAAUGGAAAUUGAUUUAAAUUCAAUUACGGGAAAAAAAAGAAAAAUAAUUCCUAAAGAAUUAGAUGAAUUGAAUGAUGGUGAUAGAGAUUCUUUACUUGAAGAUGAAACACUUGAAAAGGGAACAUUACAAUUUAGUGUUUAUGAAUCUUAUUUUAAAGCUAUUGGACAUUAUUUUGUUAUUGCAAUAUUUUUAGCAAUGUUUUUAAUGCAAUCAUCGAGAAAUGUUACCGAUUUAUGGUUAUCAUUUUGGGUAACUCAUAAUAAUGAUACAAAUGGAAAUUCAACAAAUUCAAGUAAUACAAAAUUAAUCGAAUAUUUAACAAAUGGAGAAAAUACAAAUGUUAAAUAUUAUUUAACAAUUUAUGCUGCACUCGCGAUAUUGAAUUCAUUUUUUACAUUAGUGAGAGCAUUUUUGUUUGCUUAUGGUGGAUUGAAAGCUGCAAUUUAUAUACAAAAACAAUUGCUCAAAGUUGUUGUAAUGGCAAAGUCUACAUUUUUUGAUAUUCAACCACAUGGGAGGAUUAUUAAUAGAUUUUCGUCUGAUACAUAUACAGUUGAUGAUUCACUUCCUUUUAUUUCAAAUAUUUUAUUUGCACAAUUUUUUGGUUUAAUGGGAAUUGUGAUUGUUACACUUUAUGGAUUGCCUUGGAUAUUUUUAGUUUUGGCGCCAUUGGUUCCAAUUUAUAAUUGGCUUCAAAAUCAUUACAGAUUAACGUCAAGGGAAUUGAAGAGAUUGUCAAGUUCAACACUCUCGCCAUUGUAUGCACAUUUCAAUGAGACACUACAAGGAUUGAGUACAAUACGCGCCUUUAGGGCUGUAUCGCGAUUUAAAUUUGAAAAUGAACAUUUUUUGGAAAAUAGUCAAAAGGCAAUUUUUGCCUCAACUGCAGCUGGACAAUGGUUGGCAUUGAGAUUACAAUUUAUUGGCGUUGCAUUAUUGGGAGGUGUUUGUGUAAUGGCAGUUAUUCAACAUCAAUAUGAUAUUGCUGAUCCUGGAUUAAUUGGAUUGGCCGUUACUUAUAUGCUUUCUGUUUCAUCACUACUCUCAGGACUUGUUAAUGCAUUCACUGAAACUGAACGCGAAAUGAUUGCCGUUGAACGUAUUAAUCAAUAUCUUGAUAAUAUUUCAGUGGAAACAAUUAAUGGGGAAAAUCCACCUUAUGCUUGGCCAACUCAAGGUGUUGUUGAAUUUAGAAAUGUUGUUCUCAAAUAUCGGGAACAUUUGGUGCCUUCGUUGAAAGGAGUAUCGUUUUCAACAAGACCGGCGGAGAAAAUUGGAAUUGUCGGUCGAACCGGUGCUGGGAAAAGUUCAAUUUUAUCGUCACUUUUUCGAUUGGUGGAAAUUAGUUCAGGCGAGAUUUCAAUUGACAAUGUUAAUGUUCAAAAUUUAAAACUCAAUUCCUUGAGAUCGCGUUUAUCGAUAAUUCCACAAAAUCCAUUUUUAUUCUCGGGAACGAUAAGAGAAAAUAUCGAUCCUCUUAAUCAGUAUCCAGAUUCUCAAUUGUGUCGAGCACUUGAGAAAUGUAAACUUCUUACUUUAGUUGGACGUUUAGGAGGUUUGGGUGCUACAUUAGAUGAAGGUGGAAAAAAUCUCAGCGCUGGACAGAGACAACUUUUUUGUUUAGUUAGAGCUGUCUUGCAUAAUGCUAGGAUAUUAUGCAUUGACGAGGCAACUUCUAAUGUUGAUCAUGAGACUGAUAAGGCAAUUCAAGCGACAAUUAAAUCUUCAUUUCGAAGCGCAACUGUUAUUACAAUUGCACAUAGAAUCAGAACAAUAAUGCACUGUGAUAGAGUCCUGGUUAUGGGUGAUGGAGAGGUGCUAGAAUUUGAGGAACCAAAUAUACUACUUCAGAAUACAAAUUCCCAUUUCUACGAUUUGGCUAGUCAGGAAUUUGCCGAUAGAGAAUAAUAUUUUUUUUUCUAUCCCCCCUUCCCCUGAAAUAGAAUGUAAGUUGUUCAUUUUUUUUUCUUUUUUUUUUUGAUUUUGUGCAUCAUUGUACUGAUUGCAGGACCUUCAGUAAAUUUAAAUUGUAAUUUAUUUUUUCUUUUUUCUCUAUGAUAAAUGGUACAAAAAAACUCAUCGCCUUUUGAUCAUAGAGAUUUUUGUCUUUCUAUGACUGCGAAAUAUUUUAUAUGUAUUUUAUUAAGAAAAAAAAUAUAUAUAUAUACAGUUCGAUACAAAAAAUGUUUCUUAGCUAAAAAAAAAAAAAGACAAAUCGUAAUUAAAUCAUAAUUCCCUGAAUUAUUUUCUGAGGGUGGAAAAAGUGUCUUUUCUAAUUGCCAUGAAAAAAAAUUGUUGCAAAUAAUAUACUGAAGGGGGAAAAUGAAAGCUAAUGAGCUGUAAUGUAGACUAAUUUGUAUCAAGCACUUUUUAAUUGCUCGUCGUUUAGAUAAGGCAUGAUGUGAAAUGUUUUCCGUUUUACAGUGUGACUCGCGAGAGGAGAAUGAGAAAGUUAUAAGCGAAGAUGGGAAUGAGAAGAGGAGAGAAAAGGUCCGCAGAGAGAGAAAAA
Messenger RNA from Leptopilina boulardi, 5647 nucleotides. Its product is annotated as ATP-binding cassette sub-family C member 10. Gene Ontology annotation, molecular function: ATP hydrolysis activity; ATP binding; ABC-type transporter activity. The record is from RefSeq and is a predicted model, not a curated record. Gene Ontology annotation, cellular component: membrane. The transcript has 17 exons. Bases 199 to 5046 code for a protein of 1615 amino acids. Lineage: Eukaryota; Metazoa; Arthropoda; Insecta; Hymenoptera; Figitidae. Gene Ontology annotation, biological process: transmembrane transport.